Messenger RNA from Salvia miltiorrhiza (redroot sage), 3640 nucleotides. Its product is annotated as phospholipase D beta 1-like. Gene Ontology annotation, molecular function: calcium ion binding; D-type glycerophospholipase activity. Gene Ontology annotation, cellular component: plasma membrane. Gene Ontology annotation, biological process: phosphatidylcholine metabolic process; phospholipid catabolic process. Bases 854 to 3406 code for a protein of 850 amino acids. The transcript is spliced from 10 exons. The record is from RefSeq and is a predicted model, not a curated record. NCBI's taxonomy places the organism in Eukaryota, Viridiplantae, Streptophyta, Magnoliopsida, Lamiales, Lamiaceae.
AAGCUUCCAACGACUAUAUCCAGAAAUGGGAAAAGUGGCGUAAAUCUAUCGAUACGGCCGCCAUUCAAGAAUAGGUGUGGGCAAAUGAAAGUGGCCCCCCAUUUCCUCCCUUCUCGAAACCCGCCGGCGAUGCUGUCCUUUUCUAGCCCAAGUCUAGUCCACCCUUUUUCUUAUUUUUUUACGAAACCAACGAGGAGAAAUUAUCUAUCAAUUUUCAAGAUUGGCCUCUACUUCUCAAAAAGUCACCAUUGGGCAGCUAUUGUAUUAUGUUUUUUUUUACUUUUUUGUUUUAAAAUUAGCCCAUUUCGUCUAGAUUACUGUAGUUAGCUUUUGAUGAGAUUACGUAUUACUUUAUUAAUGGUUGAAUAUUCCGUCCUUUGGCUGGCUUGAGUAUUUAAUGUGUUAUGGUUUCUUACAGCCUUGUCUUAAUAUAUUUAAGUCAACUAUCUUUGCUAUUAAUGAUAUCUGCCGCAUUUCGUUGUUCCAUUUAUAUUUUGGAACGCCAAUUAGUUUAGAAUUUUCUUCUUGCUUCAUAUUUUUUAUUAAUUGGGAGAUUUCCUUUGGAUUCUUAAUCUACUCUGCUGUCAGAUAUAUUAAUUCAUCUCUCAUUUUGUGUUUACUUUGGAUGCUUUAAUUUGUAUUUCAUUAAUAUUUGCAUUGCUGCUUGUAUGUUGAUCUUGUGAUACAUUCAAUCUUGAUCCCAUUUGUGUUCUUGAUUUGGUUAAUAUGUUUAUAGUCUUGUAUUGAUGUAUUGAUUGCUUAUAGUGAUAGAGCUAAUUCAUUUCAAAUUUGAAAAAGAUCCCCUUUUUGUUAAGAUAGUUAGUGGGGAAGUAUAGAGGGAAAAACCACCAACAUGGCUCACUUAAGUUACUCUGAUUCAAUGUCUGGGAGCUCGCAUCAUGGACAAGGCAUGCAGUUUGUGCCGUUUAAGACCUCGACAGGGUCACUUAGGGUGUUGUUAUUGCACGGGAAUUUGGAUAUUUGGGUGAGAGAGGCCAAGAAUCUCCCAAAUAUGGAUUUGUUCCACAAGAACUUAGGUGAUAUGUUUGGGAGGUUGUCUGGGAAGUUCUUGAGUAAAGUGGAAGGCACAGCGCCUGUCAAGAUCACGAGUGAUCCUUAUGUUACCAUUGCUGUCUCCAAUGCUGUGAUAGGUAGGACCUUCGUGAUUAGUAACAGCGAGAACCCAGUUUGGAGUCAGCAUUUCCAUCUGCCAGUAGCGCAUUAUGGUGCGGAGGUGCACUUUGUGGUGAAGGAUAGUGAUGUUGUGGGGUCUCAGAUCAUUGGUGCUGUCGGGAUCCCUGUGGAGCAGGUGAUCUCUGGUGUGCUAAUCGAGGGUACUUUUCCGAUACUUGCUGCAAAUGGGAAGCAGUGCAAUCCGGGGGCUGUUCUGACCCUCUCAAUUCAGUAUAUACCAAUGGAGAGGGUGCCCCUCUAUCAUGGUGGGGUAGGUGGGGAUCUCUCGUAUAAAGGUGUGCCCGGUACCUAUUUUCCUCUCCGGAGAGGGGGGAAGGUCACUCUGUAUCAGGAUGCUCAUGCAGAUGAUGCGUCACUUCCUAAGCUGUGGUUGGCUAAUGGCUGGUUUUACCAGCAUGGACAUUGCUGGCAUGAUAUUUAUGAUGCAAUAUGUCAGGCUCGUCGUCUAAUUUACAUCACGGGAUGGUCUGUUCAUCACCUUGUUCAGCUUGUGAGGGAUGAUCCUAAUGUGAAGCACAGUGUUUUGGGUGAAGUUUUGAAAGCCAAGUCUCAAGAAGGCGUGCGUGUCUUGCUCUUGGUGUGGGAUGAUCCUACAUCCACAAGCAUAUUAGGGUAUAAAACUGAAGGUGUAAUGGGCACAAAUGAUGAAGAAACACGCCGUUAUUUCAAGCAUUCAUCUGUUCAAGUGCUGCUGUGUCCUCGGAGUGCUGGGAAGGGUAGCUGGGCCAAAAAGCAGGAAACUGGAACGAUCUAUACACAUCAUCAAAAGAGUGUGAUAAUAGAUGCUGAUGCAGGUCAAAACAGGAGAAAGAUUGUAUCCUUUGUUGGCGGCCUUGAUCUUUGCAAGGGAAGAUAUGAUACCCAGAAGCACUCGAUUUUCAGCACUCUGCAAACUGUUCACAAAGAUGAUUUUCAUCAGCCUAAUUUUGCAGGGCCGAAUGCUGGUUGUCCAAGAGAGCCGUGGCAUGAUCUACACUGUAAAAUUGAUGGUCCAGCAGCAUAUGAUGUAUUAACCAACUUUGAAGAACGUUGGUCAAUGGCCUCAAAGCGCCACGGCCUUCAAAAAGUGAAAACUUCAUUUGAGGAUUCCUUACUCAAACUCGAAAGAAUCCCUGAUGUACUGGGGAUAGCUGAGGCUGCUGAGCAAGGUUUACAUGAUCCGGAGGGUUGGCAUGUUCAGGUUUUCCGUUCCAUCGAUUCAAACUCUGUUAAAGGCUUCCCCAAGAAUCCUAAGGAGGCUUCAACCAAGAAUCUGGUAUGUGGUAAGAAUCUGCUGAUAGAUAUGAGUAUACAUACUGCUUACGUGAAGGCAAUUCGUGCUGCGCAACAUUUCAUUUACAUUGAGAAUCAGUACUUCCUUGGAUCAUCAUACAAUUGGUCUAAUUAUAAGGACUUGGGUGCAAACAACUUAAUUCCUAUGGAAAUCGCUCUCAAGGUCGCGAAUAAGAUCAGAGCACGGGAGAGGUUUGCCGUGUACAUUAUUGUUCCAAUGUGGCCGGAGGGCGUUCCUACAAGUACUCCUACUCAAAGAAUUCUCUUUUGGCAGUAUAACACAAUGCAAAUGAUGUAUGAAACCAUCUACAAAGCUUUACAAGAGGUGGGGAUGGAGAAUGAGUACGAGCCCCAGGACUACUUGAAUUUCUUUUGCCUUGGAAAUCGUGAGGCCGACGUCAGUGGAGGCAAGCCCGACACGAAGAGCUCCAGUGGAAAUACCCCACAAGCACUGACUCGGAAAAACAGGCGUUUCAUGAUCUACGUUCACUCAAAGGGGAUGAUAGUUGACGACGAGUUCGUGCUGAUGGGUUCUGCAAACAUCAACCAACGCUCUCUUGAAGGAACGAGGGAUACUGAAAUCGCCAUGGGCGCGUAUCAACCUCAGUAUACAUGGGCAAACAAACAUGCUAAUCCACAUGGAGAGAUAUACGGAUAUAGGACGUCGCUAUGGGCCGAGCACACAGGUACACUCGAGCAAUGCUUUGAGCAUCCAGAGAGUCUGGAAUGUGUGAGGCGCGUGAGAUGGAUGGGGGAGCUGAACUGGAAACAGUUUGCUGCUGCCGAAGUGAGUGAAAUGCACGGCCACCUGCUCAAGUAUCCGGUUGAGGUCGACAGAACGGGGAAGGUGAGGCCGCUUCCCGGCAGUGAAACAUUUCCAGACAUGGGUGGUAAGAUUAUAGGAACAUUCAGUGGCAUUCAAGAGAAUCUCACUAUUUGAUCAAAAUUAAACCUCAGAUUUUACUAUUCUUUUCCUUCAAUUUUUUGAUGCUAGAUGCCUGGCUUUGGUAACUUGUUUUUAUCCAUAUAUCAUUACAGAAUGGUGGAUGAGAUACUAGAUUGAGUUGUUACCUUGCCUGUAGAAAGGAAUAAGAGGGUGGUCACUUUCAUUUGUUUUAUAUUUUGUCUUUGUAUUUUUCUUGGUUUUAAUAAACAAAUUAUCUAUUUAAGCAUA